ACCCAUCAAAGCUGUGCUUGUUCAAAGCUCUUAAAAGCUCAUCUUCCCAACCUUCUUCCAUAAUUAUCAAAUCCCCACCAAAUAUUUUCUUCACAUUUUUCCUUUUACGAUGGCGAAUUCUUCUUAUUCUUAUUCUUAUUACAUCACGGAGUCAUCGAGGCCUCGCCGGAAAACCAGCCUGAGAAAGAGGUGUUUGCUGAUGGUGAAGCAGCAGAAGACUCGGUUCUACAUUCUUGGACGCUGCGUUUCGAUGCUUCUUUGCUGGCACGACCACUCCAUAUCCGAUUAGCUAAGCCUAUGCUUGUAAGCUCCGAAUCAAUUUGUUGAUUUUGAUUGGAAACCGCAGAGCGCGGUUUCUGCUCGCGGUUUCCAUUUUCCAGGAGUUCUUUUGGCAUGGAAUUGGAGAGAGAGAUAGAGAUAGAGAUAGAUAGAGAUAGAGAGAGAAUGUUUUGGGAGCCCAUUGACGAGGCAAAGAUAUUUAAGCAACUAUGAAGUAUCGAAUCUUGAACUCGUCCUAACACAAAAACGAAAGAAGACAUCUUUGUCACCAAAUUUUGAUUUGCUUCUUUUGAUCUAUUAUGGGAAAUCUCAAAAUCCCUUGGUUUGACAUUGUUGAAGAUACUAGAUAGGCAGUAGUGACCAAUUCAUGUACAUAAACCAUAGUCUUUUAUUAUUAUUAUUCAGUUUAGCUUGAAAGAGAGAUGGAAAUAAUGAAAGAAACAGAAAAUUUCAGACGCUGUCGCUUCAGGUUAUAUCGUCUCUGGCUUUGUAGAAUGGCUUUGAUAAUUCCUGA
Morus notabilis is the source of this 793-nucleotide messenger RNA. RefSeq lists its product as uncharacterized. Lineage: Eukaryota; Viridiplantae; Streptophyta; Magnoliopsida; Rosales; Moraceae. The record is from RefSeq and is a predicted model, not a curated record. Gene Ontology annotation, biological process: negative regulation of cell population proliferation. The coding region runs from base 110 to 289 and encodes 59 amino acids. The transcript has a single exon.